Molecule: messenger RNA, 1161 nt
Organism: Zootoca vivipara (common lizard)
Lineage: Eukaryota; Metazoa; Chordata; Lepidosauria; Squamata; Lacertidae
Gene: POU4F1
Product: POU class 4 homeobox 1
Biological process (GO): regulation of transcription by RNA polymerase II
Molecular function (GO): RNA polymerase II cis-regulatory region sequence-specific DNA binding; DNA-binding transcription factor activity, RNA polymerase II-specific
Source: RefSeq, a predicted model, not a curated record
AUGAUGUCCAUGAACAGCAAGCAGCCGCACUUCGCCAUGCACCCCAGCCUCCCCGAGCACAAGUACCCGUCGCUGCACUCCAGCUCCGAAGCAAUAAGGAGAGCGUGUCUUCCAACUCCGCCGCUGCAGAGCAACAUCUUCGCCAGCCUGGACGAGACGCUGCUGGCGAGGGCCGAGGCUUUGGCGGCGGUCGACAUCGCCGUGUCGCAGGGCAAGAGCCACCCGUUCAAACCCGACGCCACCUACCACACCAUGAACAGCGUGCCGUGCACCUCCACGUCGACGGUGCCGUUGGGUCACCACCACCACCACCACCAUCAUCAUCACCACCAAGCGCUGGAGCCCGGCGACCUGCUGGAGCACAUCACUUCCCCCUCGCUGGCGCUCAUGACCGGCGGCGGAGGACACGACGGGGCGGGCGGCGGAGGAGGUGGAGGCGGCGGCGGAGGAGGAGGUGGAGGCGGCGGCGGAGGUGGGGGCCUCAUCUCCACCUCGGCGCAUCCGCACGCGCACAUGCACGGCCUGAGCCACUUGGCGCACCCGGCGGCCGCCAUGAACAUGCCGUCGGGGCUGCCGCACCCGGGGCUGGUGGCGGCGCACCACGGCGGCAGCGCGGCCGGCCAGGCAGCGGCGGCUGCGGCUGCGGCAGUAGGCGCCGCUGGCCUGGCGUCCAUCUGCGACUCGGACACGGACCCUCGCGAGCUGGAGGCGUUCGCCGAGCGCUUCAAGCAGCGGCGCAUCAAGCUGGGCGUCACGCAAGCCGACGUAGGCUCUGCGCUGGCGAACCUGAAGAUCCCCGGCGUGGGCUCUCUGAGCCAGAGCACCAUCUGCCGCUUCGAGUCGCUCACGCUGUCUCACAACAACAUGAUCGCGCUCAAGCCCAUCCUGCAGGCCUGGCUGGAGGAGGCCGAGGGCGCGCAGCGCGAGAAAAUGAACAAGCCCGAGCUUUUCAACGGGGGCGAGAAGAAGCGCAAGCGGACUUCCAUCGCGGCGCCCGAGAAGCGCUCCCUCGAGGCUUACUUCGCCGUGCAGCCGCGGCCUUCGUCCGAGAAGAUCGCGGCCAUCGCCGAGAAACUGGACCUCAAAAAGAACGUGGUGAGGGUUUGGUUUUGCAACCAGAGACAGAAGCAAAAGAGAAUGAAAUUCUCCGCCACCUACUGA